Molecule: messenger RNA, 1974 nt
Organism: Chaetomium strumarium
Lineage: Eukaryota; Fungi; Ascomycota; Sordariomycetes; Sordariales; Chaetomiaceae
Exons: 4
Coding region: 1-1974 (657 amino acids)
Biological process (GO): signal transduction
Cellular component (GO): cytoplasm; nucleotide-activated protein kinase complex; nucleus
Molecular function (GO): protein kinase binding
Source: RefSeq, a predicted model, not a curated record
AUGCGCAGUUUCACCUUCAAGUGGCCGCAUGAUGCCGAAGAAGUCUACGUGACUGGCACUUUCGACAAUUGGACGAAGAGUCAGCAACUGGAGAGGGUCGGCCAGAUCUUCCAGAAAACGGUGACACUUCCGGAAAGCUCUGACAAGAUCUACUAUAAGUUCGUUGUCGACGGCACGUGGACGACUGAUCACACUGCACCUCAAGAGAAGGAUCACGAAGGGAACGAUAACAACGUUUUGCUUCCCGAACAAAUGGAUAAGCUAGAAGAAGCUUCUCAGGCUGCGGCCAUCAACAACGUCAUCCCGGAGUCCACCACGGCUCAAUUGGCGGGCGCUGUCCCCCUUGAGGGCACAACGAAGGAGAAGACGGAGCCCAAGCAGGAGAAGCAGGAGGAACGAGAAGCAACUGCCUCGGAUGCCCCAGCUAUCCUCAACUCCGCCGGCCCCGACUCGAGCACAGCUCAGUUGGCUGCUGCCGUACCACUGGUGAAGAACGGUGAUUCUCUUCCCGGCGGCUAUCCUGAGACCCCCGAGCUUGAGAAAGAGGUGAAGAUCAGCCCGCUUCCCGCAGCUGAGGGAGCCAUCAAUCCCAUCAAGCUCGAGGCGGGCCAGGCGGUUCCGAAGGAUGUGUCAGCCAGCGCUCUCGACAAGCAUGUCACGCUUGAUAAGGAGUCGUAUGAGAAGAGCGAUCGUAUUCCGGGCAUCGACACGGAGACUACGCUUCCGGCCGUUACCGGCAACAUGAUCCCUGAGUCGUCUUUGCCCAUCACCGGCGCCAAUGAUGUCACUAUCAACACCGCCGCUCCUGGGGCGAGCACCGCCUCCAUGGCUGGUCAAGUUCCCCUGGAGGAGGGCCCCAGGGUGCCCGAGAUCGUCAAGAAGAGCCAAGAGGAGGCGAACGUUGAACCUGAGGCAAGCGCCAUCAGUGAGGAGGUGAAGGAGAAGGCUGCCGUUGAGGAGGAGCUCCUUGGAAAGGUUCCCGAGGCGCCGUCAACAUCUGAGGGCACUGCCGGCAAGGGGACUGAGAAGUCUGAGACGGACAAGACGGGUGCUGAGAAGGUGCUAGCCGCGGCUUCCGCGGCCGGCGAGGUAGCACUGGGCGCUGCGAUCACUGCUGGUAGCGUCGCUGCCGGGCUUGCGGUGAAGGCGAGCGAUGCUGCAGCUGAUCUUGCGGCCAAGGCUUACCCUGUUGCCUCCGAUGCCGCCAGCAAGGCCACAGUCGCUACCUCCGAUGCGGCGACCAAGACCACAACCGCUACACUCAAGGGAGCCCUACCGGGAACGGCCCGAGGGGACACCAACGAGAAUCAGGCCGCCGCAAUCGACAGCGUGUCCUCAGAAGUUCCGGCCGAAGUCAAGGAAUCCAUCAAGGAAGCGGGCGUGAGCCCGGAGGCCGCUGUCAACGCGGCCGCUGUCGAGGAAAAGAAGGGAUACGAGGCUGAGCUUCUGGAGAAGGUGAAGCCGACGGAAGCACGUGGCGAUUUAUCCACCGGGAAGGCACUCGAUGAAUUACCCACCGAGGCUGUCGGGGAGAUCAAGGCCGCCGGCGAGACCAAGCCUCUAUCCGCCGAGAAAGCACUUGGCGAAUUACCCACCGGGGCUGUCGGGGAGAUCAAGGCCGCCGAGGACAAGCCUGCUGAGGGACUGAAGCAGGCGCCCGCACCUGCCGAAGCCCCUAAGGCUGAGACAAAACCAGCCCCUGUUGAGGAGGGAAUGGCUCUGGCUGUCGAGCCGCCUCAACCCCCCGUGGCGGUCAAGACUGUUGAUGAGGCCAAGCCCGCAGAGACGACUGAGCAAGCUGCGCCGGCAGAGGCAGCCAAGACCGUGGAGGCCCAGCCAACGACCAACGGUGCGGCAGCUUCCACCGCCGCAUCUAUGAGUGCGGACAAGUCCGCCGCUGACGGCCAGUCUGAGAAGAAGAAGAAGCACAGAAUCAGCGGCUUCUUCAGCAAGCUGAAGCACAAGUUCGCUUAA